AUGGCAGACAGCCUCAACCUUGACGAGAUCCUUGCGUUUGCAAUCUCGAUUGCUCGCGAGAUGAUCCGUGAUGGCCAGGCCAAGCGCUUCGACACGGGAGCCGGCGAGGACGAGAAGGCCAACUCGGUCGACGUCGACAAGGCUGUCGAGGACUUCCUUGUUGCCAAGAUUGCCGAGAAGUACCCGGAGCACAAGUUCAUUGGCGAGGAGACUUACGAAGGCCAGGAGAUCACUGACGCUCCGACCUGGAUUGUCGACCCCAUCGAUGGUACCACCAACUUUAUCCACGGAUUCCCCAUGGUGGCUACCUCUAUCGGCCUCGCUGUUGGCGGCGAGCCCGUUGUUGGUGUUGUGUACAACCCCUUCCUGGACCAGCUUUACUCUGCUGCGAAGGGCAAGGGCGCGUUCCUGAAUGAGAAGACGCGCUUGCCUUUGAUGGGCAAGGUCAAGCCUCUCUACUCGCUCGACCAGGCUCUCAUCGCUGUCGAGUAUGGCUCGUCGCGCAAGGCUCCCGCCCUGCCUGCCAAGCUCAACACCUUCAAGAACCUCACCGCUGACAAGAGCGACGGCGGCCAGAUGGUCCACUCGCUUCGUAGCCUGGGCAGUGCUGCCCUCAACCUCUGCCAGGUAGCCACGGGUGGUGUUGACCUCUACUGGGAGAUUGGCUGCUGGCCCUGGGAUGUUUGCGCGGGCAUGUCCAUCCUGGCCGAAGCAGGCGGUGCGAGCUACGGCGGCAAGGCGGACGAUACGGCGUUUAACGGCCAGCCCACUGCGAAGAUUAUGGCUGGGCGCAAGUACCUGUUUGUGCGCAACAUUGCCGCUCCCGUCGGCCAGACGACGCGUGACGCUCAAGCCCACAUUGCGCGCGAGUUUUACCAGAACGCGACCGAGUGGACUCCGUAG
Apiotrichum porosum is the source of this 903-nucleotide messenger RNA. RefSeq lists its product as uncharacterized. The transcript is spliced from 14 exons. The record is from RefSeq and is a predicted model, not a curated record. Gene Ontology annotation, biological process: inositol metabolic process; signal transduction. NCBI's taxonomy places the organism in Eukaryota, Fungi, Basidiomycota, Tremellomycetes, Trichosporonales, Trichosporonaceae. Gene Ontology annotation, molecular function: inositol monophosphate 1-phosphatase activity. The coding region runs from base 1 to 903 and encodes 300 amino acids.